Messenger RNA from Tetranychus urticae (two-spotted spider mite), 5808 nucleotides. The record is from RefSeq and is a predicted model, not a curated record. NCBI's taxonomy places the organism in Eukaryota, Metazoa, Arthropoda, Arachnida, Trombidiformes, Tetranychidae.
AUACUUUGUGUACGUUUAAGGCUUACCCUAUUCUCCAGUGUUUUUGAUUUUUAUUUUAUCUUAAUUCAAUUCUCAUUGUCUACUCUUUGUUUUUAUUUUUUUAUAUACACAAAUGUUGCAUCUACCAUAACAAUAUACUGAUUUAAUUUUACUCAGUAUUUAAUCUUGUUCUUUAUGAACAUGGCUGCCUCUUCUUCUGAAAUUGUGAAAUGUUUGAAGGAUUGGCAUCACAUUUGGAAGUAUCAGCUUUAUCUCCAUCGGAAGACUGAACUUUUUGAGAAGAUUGGUGGUUACAUAAAUGAUUUAUUAGAAUGGCGCCGUCAAAUCGCGGAAGCAACUUUAACCAAAGAUCAGGUAAAGGAGAUAACUCUCAAGAUAACUCGUCAUAUAGACACAGGCAAUCGUCUUCUCGGGUUGGACCUAGUUCCAAGAAUAGAUGGUCAAAUAGUUGACCCUGAAUUAAUUAGUCCCAUUGAGCUUUAUCAAAUACAUUACGAGUCAAGCAAUGGAAUGGCAUCCAGUCAACGAGCCAGCAAUACUUCAACUCAUUCAUCAACCUUCACCUUUGUAAAUAAUUUUUUGUAUCUUGAUGUUCGUGAUAUUGUAUUACCUUUGGUCAACUUUGAUGAUAAUUUUGAAAUAUCUUUCUACCUGUUUGAUUACUCAACUUCAACCCAAUUGAGUGAAAAAUUUGUUGUGCGUUUUCCUGGGACCAAUGUCAACAAUUCCAAUGGUAGUAGUAACCUAUCUGAUGGGGAUCACCCAUCAAAAGGAAGUCAAUUCAGCACUGUGUUUACUGAUUUAAGUAAUAUCAAUACUACUGGAGAUGUGUUCCUAUUAGUCCAAGUUAUGCGUAUUGGUAAGAUGUUAAGUGUUGAAGGAAAAUCUUCAAAGUCAGCUUUCUCAUCGUCAGCAACUCUUCCUUCAUCUCUUCACUCAACAUCUGCUUCAGGCGCAUCAGCUGCAUCUUGGUCUAAUUUGCGGUUCAAAAGGCCAUUUGGUAGUGCCAUUCAAGGUUUAUCCGAUUUUCUCAAGUCAGAAACAAACGAGAAAGUAUUCAAUAUGAAACUUGCUUGCACAAGCAAUGAAUGUGACUUUUAUCAAGUUCAUGAUAUGCUGUAUAAAAAGCAAACCAACAAAUUAACCCAUAUGACAAACACAUCAAUCUCAUUAGUGGUCAAGUUUUUAACAGGACCUGACUCUACUAAAAUUAUCAAUGAAAAUUCUUAUAUUUUUCAAAAUGUCACAUGUCUUACUGGUAAAAUGGGAUUUCCUGAUGUCAUUAUGCCCGGUGAUGUGAGAAACGAUUUAUACUUAACUUUAGAGUCAGGAGAGUUUGAGAAAGGAGGUAAAUCUAUUCCUAAAAAUGUUGAAGCCCAUACUACACUUUAUGGAGCUGAUGCGGCCCCAAUAAUUAACAGCAUCUCGUACGGAUGUGGUAUCGAUUCAGUUACAACUUACACCUCUCAAGUUCUUUACCAUAAUAAUAAUCCUCGAUGGAUGGAAAGUAUUAAAGUACUCAUUCCACUUGAGGUUUGUGAUCUGAAGGCACAUAUUCGUAUUGAAUUUCGCCAUUGUUCAACUAAGGAAAAUCAAAGCCAACGCGAGAAGGAUAAAAAUUUUCUCGGAUUUUGUUUCUUUCCUCUGUCUGACGAGAAAGGUACCAUUAUUAAAGAUGGUAUCCAUGAAUUGUAUCUUUACAAGUCAAAUGGUCAAUCAGAAAUUCGCAAUCGUCUCAAUGAUCCAAACUCUUAUCUUUCACUACCCUAUGGACCUAAAGAUGAUCGAGAGAUCAAUCAUGAAGGAAAUCAAUUAACUCGAAGCAGCAAAGAAUCAGUGCAUGUACGAACUCAGCUAUGCUCAACUAAAUUAACUCAAAAUACAGAUCUUUUAACACUCUUAAAAUGGCGAUCCAACCCAGAAACUGUGCAAGAUGCUUUGAUGAAAGUUCAUCGUUUAAAUGGAGAAGAAGUUGUUAAGUUUCUUCAAGAUAUUCUGGAUGCUCUUUUUUCAAUGUUUUCAACUCAUGAUGGCAAUCAAACUCACCAUUCUGGUCUAGUAUUCAAAGUUUUACUUCAUAUUUUAUCUCUCCUUGACGAUCCUAAAUAUGAACAUUUCAAACCAGUCCUUGACACUUAUAUAAAUGGGCAUUUUGCUGCAGCUCUUGUUUACAAAGGUCUGCUCUACUCUGUCAAACAGUGUACUGAUCUUAUAAAAGAUGUGGACUCCUUGGACAGUACCCAAAUGUGUUUCCGCUCACUCGAAUGGAUUUUUAAAUUUAUUGUGCAGUCAAGAAUUCUCUAUGCUAGAGCAACUGGGGAUCAUUGUAAUGAAGAUAUUUUCAAACAAGAUCUUUUUACAUUGUUCAGCUCAUUCAAGCGCAUGUUAUCAUUCAAUUAUGAGCCUACUCUGGUCGCAUCUCAAGUUGCUUUCAUCGAAAAUUUUUCAUCUACUUACAACCAACUUCUUCGGGUUUUAUUAACCGAUGAGCUAACUAAUAUCAUUGGAAUGAUUAUCGAUUGUUUACCCUGUCUUGAGCCAUGCCCUCAAAUUAUCAGAGCUAAAUUGAAGUGUAUUCACGAAACUAUUAGCAAUGAAUUAUUAUUGAGAGAUUUUGAGGCUCGUCGAAAAUUGAUUGAUCUUUUCAGUGUCCAUCUUAAGGAACAUAUUAAUCGCCAGCAAGAACUCAAAGCAUGCGCUGCCAUAAUUUCAGAUAUUUUGAAAUUCUUGCACAACGAAAAGAUUAACAUUGCCUCUUGUUCUGGAGCAGCUAUUUCAAGUGGUACCAUAACUGACAUCUCGAAAGAGAUUGAUAUACUUGUGAAUACAAUGCUUGAGCCAAUAGUCCGGGUCAUUGUGGAACUGUCAACAACAACAUCUGGUUCGGUCAAUAUGAUCUGUAUUAAUCUACUUCAUUCAUAUGUUUCUUCUUUUAUGACCCUUCUCCGAUUAAUGGACGAAGCUCAUUGUCGUCGACUUUUGGAUAAGAAAAAUCGCAAAGAAAAGAAGGAACUUCUGCUACAAAUAUUCUAUGUCUUUAAACAGAUUUUUCAACCAGAGAUGUAUAGUAAUGAUUGGACUGUGAUGAAAAUGGUUUCUAAUCAUAUUAUUUUAUGCUCACUACAAGAAUUUUCUAUUGCUUUGACGGAAGAUUUUCUUGGCUACGAGAUGGGUGGCUCUUUUGAUGUUCAGCUGUGGAACUCUUUUUUCAAUUUAUCAGUCUCAUUUCUAACUCAAUCUGCUCUUCAGUUGGAAAAUUUUUCUCCUUCAAAAAGGGAAGCAAUUUUGAACAAAUAUCAAGACAUGCGAGUUCUCAUGGGCUUUCUCAUCUUGUCAAUGUGGGAAAAGUUGGGCGAUCAAAAGGCCCAUUUUAUACCUUCAAUGGUUGCUCCUUUCCUGGAAGUUACUCUUGUACCUGAAAAAGAACUGCGAAAGGCAACUUUACCCAUUUUUUAUGACAUGAUCGAUGCCGAGUUCAUGUCGAACGGCAGUUUCAAGCAAGUAGAAUCAAAAUUGAUUGAUAAAUUGGAUAUUCUAGUCUCUGAUUACAAGGGUGACGAUGGUUUUAAACAAUUAUUUAAUGCAAUGGAACAUUUAAAAGUCGUACUUCUGGAAAAAGUUAAUGAACAAAAUCCAGUCUGGAGAGAAUUAGGAAUCCAAAUGAUACAUUCAAUCACCAAACUAUUGGAACUCUUGUUGGAUUAUCGUAGUGUUAUGAAUGGAGAAGAAAAUCGAGACAUGCGAAUGUCUUGUACCGUUAAUUUGCUUAACUUUUACAAAAAUGAAAUUAAUAGAAAGGAAAUGUAUGUUCGUUACAUUUACAAAUUGUGCGAUCUUCAUAUUCCCGCUGAAAACUAUACUGAAGCCGCAUUUACUUUGAAACUUCAUGCGGAUCUACUUAACUGGAGUUGGAACGUCAUGCCUCGUGAUGCUCUUUACUCUGUUGAACCCUUGGAAUGGCAGAGGAAAGAAUCUCUUUACCUUGCUAUUAUUGAUUAUUUUGAUCGAGGUAAAUGCUGGGAAGAGGGUAUUCCAUUAAUUAAAGAGCUAGCCGAGUUUUAUGAGAAGAAAUUGUUUGAUUAUCAAAAACUGAGUAAUCUUUUGAAGCAAGAAGCUCGUUUCUUUGACAACAUUUUGAUUCAAUUGCGACCAGAACCUGAAUACUUUAGAGUUGGAUUUUAUGGCAAAGGAUUCCCUAUUUUCUUGCGAAACAAGGUUUUCAUCUAUCGAGGACUAGAAUAUGAAAAGAUUGGUGCUUUUACCGCUCGACUGCAAACCGAAUUUCCUCAAAGUCAACUUUUAACUAAAAAUAGUGCUCCAGAUGAUAAAAAAAUGGAAAGUGAUGAACAAUACAUUCAAAUAUGUAACGUUAAACCAGUAGCUGAGCCGAAAGAAGAGUUUGAAGGCAAAGAUUUACCUGAGAAAAUUUUAUCGUAUUAUUUAGUUAAUGAUGUGAAAACAUUUACCUUUGACCGACCUAUUCACAAAGGACCCAUUGAUAAAGAUAAUGAGUUUAAAUCUCUUUGGAUUGAGAGAACUGUUCUCAAAAUUGAUUGUAAAUUACCCGGAAUCUUGAGAUGGUUUGAGGUCAAGAGUAAACCUCAAGUUACAGAAUUAUCUCCAGUCCAACAUGCUAGAGAAACUAUUGAAAAUAUGAACAAACAGCUUCAAAAGUUAAUUGCAUCAUAUACAAAUGAACCAACAAAAGCUCUCAGUCCAUUAACAAUGAGACUUCAAGGUGUAAUCGAAGCUGCUGUCAAUGGAGGAAUCAAUAAAUAUCAUGACGCAUUUUUCGAUCCAGACUAUAUCACUGCUAAUCAAGCCCACUUGAAAGACAUUAAAAGAUUGAAACAAUCAAUCCUCCAGCAAGUUCGUAUUCUUGAAGGUGGCCUUUCUCUACACGGUCGCCUAGUGCCAACAAAUGUAAAACCUUUGCACAAACGUUUGGUUGAAAGGUUCACUUUGAUGAGACAAAAUAUUCUUGAAAAAGGAUCCUUUGACCUUGAUUAUCAGAGUAUCGAUGAAAUAAAUAGGAAAUCUGCAUCCAUAAUUAACACGCCAUUACCGCCAAUCCCGAUUGAAACAAAACCACAUUAUGUCUCUAGUCAUUCAACACCAUCAGGAACCACUCCCUAUGGGCGUUCAACAGAGGAUGAUCAAAUUUAUUGUGUGCCUCAUGAAUAUUAUGGACCAACUCCACCCAUUCCGCCAAGCAGGAACACUCCAAAGCCACCUCAGCCACCACCUAUUCCGCAUACUCGACCUCGAUCAGCUGGUUUCUCAUCUACCGGUGCACCUGAAACAUCAUCCAUUCCUAACACAAAUCCACCAACGCCACCACCUCCACCUCUUCCUAUAUCCGCUUCACCUCUUCUUCCAUCGACUCAUCCAAUUAUCAAUGUAACCACAUCUCGUCAAGUACCAGUCACAUUACCGGUAAACUCUUCAACUUCUUCUGCUGCGGUCCAAAGAAGUCGAUCCAUUCCUCGAACUCAUCAUCUUUACACUUCUACGGGUAUUGGACAACAACAGCAACAACGGCAAUCAACACAAUACUCACCUCAUUCCCCAGUUGCUGCUUACAAUCAUACUCAAGAUGAUAGCGAAGUACCUCCGCUACCUCCAAGAAACAGUAACACCUUGGAUAAAAAUCGAUCAGUAACUAUUAUUCCAGUCGAUUGUCGUCGAGGACCUGUAAACAUUUUGUGAAAUAUUUUCGCUGUAAACAAACUGUACCUAUAAUUAUUAUAUGACUUUUUCAAUAUUUCUUGGAUACUAACAUUAAAUUAUCUUCAUUUUUUGCUUAAA